ACUCAGUUCUCUCCAAGUCAGUCAGGACUCAGAAACUCACGCAACAAUAAAUUAGUAAUGUGCUGACUGCUGAUCAGAGCAUGGAGUUCUUGCUUGUGUUCUCCAGCAGCUGUUGAAAAGGCCGCACCCCGAAAAACUAUUGGAUACCUGUGUUCAAUUUUGAGAGCCAUCUUCAAUUGGAAUACAGUAAAUCAUGGCAGAAUGGUAUCAUCACGUGGUUGUCGUCAUCUUGUCACUGGUGUCAAUUCUGAAUGCAGUUGAAUUCGACAGAAAAGAAGUGUGUUACGCCACCAACCAGGAGCCAUACCUCCAUUUCGCUUCAAAAACAGCCUACGAGUUCGUGUAUGGCAAGAAAAAGUACCAACCUAUACCAAAUUGUACUCCCAAGCAAGUAUGGAUCCUGGCAAGGCAUGGUACACGUUAUCCAUCUCAAGAAGAAAUUGUAAAACUGAGAAAUCUAUUAAAACUUCGUGAUAUCAUUGUAAGAAACCAUGAAGAGAGACGAACGGGAAGUUUAUGUGAAAAAGACAUUGAGAAUUUUAAAGAAUGGCAUUACAAUGUGGCUGAGAGUGAGGAAAAAAACUUGACUAUUCAAGGGUGGAAUGAGCAUCGACUUUUGGCCAUGAGGAUCAAAACUAACUUUCAUGGAAUUCUGGGUGAACCCUAUUCUCCGGAGAAAUUCACUAUAGUUAGCACAAAUACAAGCAGAACAAUGUUGAGUGCAAAGGCGUUCAUUGAAGGGAUGUUUGGAGAUGAUACGACAGACAUUCCAGAGGUGGUCAUAAACAACACUGUGAUUAAAGCCUACAAAGGAUGCGAUAGAUGGAAGAAAGAGGUUAGUGACAACCCAAAAACUGACGAAGAAAUGACACUUUUCAAUAAAGGAAGCAUUAUGGAUACAGUUGUGGCAAAUGUCAGCAAUAGGCUCGGAUUCCUGAAUAAUCUGACUGAGGGUGAUUUGCAAAAUAUGUUCUCGAUGUGUGCAUUUGGUAAAGCAUGGGACUACUACAAAGUUUCGCCUUGGUGUGCGGCCUUUACUACUGAAGAAUUAAAAGUAAGCCUACCUCUCAACUACACAAAAAGUGCUAUUCUUGAGAAUAAAUUCCAUCAGCAGAAACUGAAUUGUUUGCUAUAUUUUUAUUUUAGGAGAUUAGCGAAUAAUGAGCCAGAGAAAAAUGGAGUCUUCUACUUUACUCAUUCAACUGCUGUCAACUCUGUACUAACAAGGCUUGGAAUUGCGAAAGAUCCAUUCCAAUUGAAACACGACAACUAUUAUAGCUCCUUGAAAAGGAAAUGGCAGAUUUCCCUGAUUGGACCAUUCUCUGCAAAUCUACAAGCUAUUUUCUACAAAUGCACAGACGGCGAAGAGAAUCGAGUGAGCUUCUUUCUCAACGAACAUCUUGUCAAUUAUGAAGGCUGUGACGUAGGUCUGUGCUCUUGGAGAUAUCUGCAGAAGAAACUGCAAUCAGUGGUUGAUCCUUCCUCAUGUAAUCGCGACUUCUGCUUCUAUUCCAGCUCUUCUACAGUUGCAACCAAUCUGUCCGCCAUAUUUAGUUGUCUGCUAUUUGUUUACUCAGUCAUGAACUAUCUAACGUGAACGUAAUUUUAAGGAAUCAUUGUUGAAGCUGACCAUGGAAUCUCAUAAUAACGAACAAAUCUAGCUAGACAUUGGAUGUUUUCAGGCCCGGUUGCACAAAAGCCGGUUGAAUUUUAAUCGUGAUCAACUCCACAAGAAACAAUCAGAGAAGGGUUUUUUGAAAAGAAGGCCUCUUCGAUUGGUUCUCGUGAAAUUAAUCACGAUUGAAAUUUAACCGGCCUUUGUGCAACCGGCACUUAGUAUUUUAUUUUACAGUUGAACAUAAUGUAGCUGAAUAAAAGACAUAGCUGACUACUGGAAUUUCACAAUGUAAAAGUCUAGCUAGACAUCGAAUAUUAAUCUUCCAGUAUCAAACGUUUUUCAACCAGAUCACUCCCGUGUUAUCGGAUGGGCACGUUAAACUGUCGGUCCCGGCUGAAGUAUGACAGUCGUAAGGCCCAUUGACGGCUUAAAUUAUAUAUUCAGGCGGUGGGACCUCCCCAUCAACAAAAACCAUACGAAUUUACUUAAUUCCAGUAUUUUAUUUUACAGUUGACAAAAUGUCAAACAAGUGACUUACAAUUAUUGAAUAUUGAACCAAUCUUACUCUCUCUACUGAACAAAUUUAGCAACACAUAGUGUACUUACUCUGAUAUAUUAUAUUUACAUUCUUGAUAUUUGAAUUUACGUGUUUUGUAUAAUUAUUAUAGUACCUUAUGUUAACCAGCCUCUUUAAGUAGUUCCAUAUUUUCUUAAUAUGUAUAAAUUCAGGGCUACUCAUUUUUAUUUAUAAAAAAGGGUACUAUGAUGUAAUUUUGUAAAUAAAAGCCUUUUAAAGGUUUGCUUAUGGUAGCGUAUUUGGUUCAAUAAACGUUUUUUCCAUCCAA
Messenger RNA from Nilaparvata lugens (brown planthopper), 2463 nucleotides. Its product is annotated as multiple inositol polyphosphate phosphatase 1. NCBI's taxonomy places the organism in Eukaryota, Metazoa, Arthropoda, Insecta, Hemiptera, Delphacidae. The record is from RefSeq and is a predicted model, not a curated record. Gene Ontology annotation, molecular function: inositol phosphate phosphatase activity; acid phosphatase activity. The coding region runs from base 194 to 1597 and encodes 467 amino acids. The transcript has 9 exons.